This is a messenger RNA of Physella acuta, 2088 nucleotides long. Its product is annotated as endoplasmic reticulum junction formation protein lunapark-B-like. The record is from RefSeq and is a predicted model, not a curated record. Gene Ontology annotation, biological process: endoplasmic reticulum tubular network organization. NCBI's taxonomy places the organism in Eukaryota, Metazoa, Mollusca, Gastropoda, Physidae. Gene Ontology annotation, cellular component: endoplasmic reticulum tubular network.
AAAAACAACAACACGGUACACAUACACAAAUUCCCACUCAUCUCUAAACGGACGGAUGGAUGAUAACAAUUUGAUGAUCUAAACUGGUCUACUUUUUCGCCCAGUCCUUGUAGUACCUAUUGUAUUAGAAUCUAGACUAUCAUGGGAGCUCUAAUAUCUAGAUUCAAGCGACAGCAAACCACAAUUGAAGUGUUGGAAGGAAUAGAAAAGGAAAUUACCAGACUUCAGAGAAACCGUAAAGAGAACCAGGACAAGCGAAAGAAAUUUGUUACACGGCUGCUUAUAUACUCCAUCUUUGUUUAUGUUGUGGUGGCCAUUUUGUUUUUCUUGUUAUAUUUCCCCGACACAUGGGAGCUGAGGCUGCUGUAUUCUCUCCCCUUGCUGGUGUUCCCAUUCUUAAUAUGGGGUAUGAAAAAGCUGUUGAAUUGGUAUUUUGUGAAACGAAUUUCAUCUAAUGAUGUUGCAUUACAAGGUCUGCGAGAAAGAAAAAAACAAAUUCUGGAAGAUGUCAUGGAAACUGAAACCUACAAGAAAGCAAGAGAGAUUUUAGAAAAGUUUGAUCCCUCUAGGUUACGACAGUUAGAGGGCAACGCAGAGGCAAACGCUCGGCCGCAAACCCCUACAGCUGGCACAGUGAUUCACCAGAGAGUAGCAAGCACCACCCAUCAAGCAAGGGGCGUCCCAAGCAUGCGCCAACAAAUGCCCUCUCCUAGAAUGGUGGCCACCCAAGCUACCCCACUCAACAUGCAGAACCAGAGCGCCCCGGGGAUGCGACCUCGCAUGAGUAUGUCUACACCUAGAGCCCCAAUGCCCAUGGGAGGGGGAUACAUUGCGCCACCUGGUCCACCAAUGCCAAGGACAGUCCUGCCCAGGGAGCGGGGCACCAUGGACCGUCUGAUGGACUACCUGGUGGGGGAUGGCCCAGAGAACCGUUAUGCCCUUGUCUGUCACCAGUGCUACUCACACAAUGGGAUGGCUCUCAAAGAAGAGUUUGAAUACCUAACUUUUCGUUGCUGUUACUGUUACCAUGUUAACCCUGCUAGGAAGCAGCGGCCACUGGCACCAAGACUUGAAUUUUUUGCACCCCUGGGGGCUGAAAGAAGACCAGAAGCCAAUGAAGAAAGUGAAGAGGAAGAGACCAGUGACGAAGAUACAGAUCCUUCCCAGUCAGCUGCCUCCCAGGAUGCACCUGUUUCUCCUGGGAGACCAGACCCCCAAUCUUCACAGUCUAGCCAAUGGUGUGAUGUGGACAGCUUUACUGAUGCUACAUCUCCACCUGCCAGCGCACGAGGUCCGCCCCCCAACGGUAAACCAGUCAGCGCUGAUGAAGCUUUGUCCACAAACCAGAACCAUGAAAUUGAAUCUGUAUCGUCCGACACAUUUGCCACGGCAGCAGCUGAGAUGUACAAGAAGCCUCCUGUGCCUACUGGAAGAAAAACAAAUGCCGCUAUCAAAUCCGCGACAGGAUUUAGAGAGAUCCCAGAUUUCGACAAGCAUGAUUUUUUCUCUCUCCCAGCGUCGAAUAUGAAACCCAGGAACCUGGACUGCAGUAGUAACGCUUUUGAGGAGAAGGGGGAUGCUGAGACUGAUGUCACCCCCAGCACCAGUGAAGUGACUGAGAGUACGUCGCAGAUGACUGACAGCACAGCCGAUACAACAUCACAGGUAGAGACUCUACCACCUGAUGACCAAGGGUCCUCUGUAUCCUAAUGUUAAUUUAGUUUAGGUACCCCAGCAGGUUAGAUUUUAAAGAUUUCUUCGAUCGAGCUAUCAUCUCUGUUCAACUUUUCUACCUGUUAUGCUGCAUGUAAAUUUAAAGCACUAUUUAUUUCUAAUCUAAUGUUUUAUUAUGGUAAAAUUUGUUCAAUAAAACUACUACUCACUGUAUUUAUUUCUCUUAAAGUAUAAGUUGGUUUUUAAACAUGUUAAUUAACUUAAUUUUGUUUUUAUUCAACCAGUUUACCAGACCUUUUUUGACGUUGAGUUAAAAAUCUAAAUAACAGAAACCACUUCAGAUAUUUAAAAUAAGUUCAGAUUUGAAUUUUUUUUAUUCAAUAAAUUAAGGACAAAAAACUAAAGAGAUCAACC